AUGUCGGGCGCUCAGGAGAUCGGCAGGAGCAAGAACUCUGACCAGAUCGCUCCUACUCCUCAGAACACCCCUCUCAGCAACGCCCCUCUCACCCGUGACGCUCUUUCCCGACCUACCGUCGGCACAAUUGGCGAGGAGGAUGAGAAUGCCGUCGAUGUCGCCUCGGCUCUCCAGGGCAACCCUGCUCUUGCAGCCAUGGUCCAGGACAAGCUUUCCAGCCUUGUUGGCCGAUCCUCCGGCUACGUCGAGUCACUUCCCGACCACGUUCGUCGUCGCGUAGAGGGUCUCAAGGGUGUCCAGCUCGAGCACCACAAGAUCGAGGCCGACUUCCAAAAGGAGAUCCUAGAACUCGAAAAGAAGUACGCUCAGCGCUACAAGCCUCUCUACGAGCGACGUGCUGCCAUCAUUCAGGGUAAGCAGGAGCCUACAUCUGACGAGGUCAAGGCCGGUGAGGCUGUUGACGCCGACGACGACGAUGACGAGCAGCCCGAGUCGCUCGCUCAUCUCAAGGCUCCUGCUGAAGGUCCCAACGGUAUCCCUGAGUUCUGGCUUACUGCACUCAAAAACCACAUCGCUCUCUCUGAGCUCAUCACCGAGCGUGACGAGGAGGCUCUCCGUGCUCUUGUCGAUGUUCGCAUGAGCUACCUCGUUGACCAGGCUGGUUUUAAGCUCGAGUUCGAGUUUGACCCUAGCAAGAACGAGUACUUCACCAACCAGAUCUUGACCAAGACCUACUACUACCAGGAUGAAGUUGGAUUCUCCGGUGACCUCGUCUACGACCACGCCGAGGGUUGCAAGAUCGAGUGGAAGGAGGACAAGGACCUUACCCACAAGAUCGAGACCAAAAAGCAGCGCAACAAGAACACCAACCAGACUCGUACCGUCAAGCGCUCCGUCCCUGUCGAGUCGUUCUUCAACUUUUUCAACCCACCCAAGCCACCCAAGAACGGCGAGAUCGAGGACGAGGAUGCUGACCUCGACGAGCUCGAUGAGCGACUCGAACUCGACUACCAGAUUGGUGAAGAUCUUAAGGACCGCAUCAUCCCUCACGCUGUCGACUUCUUCACUGGCAAGGCUCUUCAGUACGAGGAUAUUGACGACCUCGAUGAUGCCGACUUUGACGACGAGGAUGACGACGACGACGACGACGACGACGACGACGAUGAAGACCAUGACGAUGGCCAGCCUCGUCGAUCUUCGCAGUUGGGCGCUAGUGCAGGAUCCCAAAUGGCCGGUUCGCAAGAUCCUCAAGAGUGCAAGCAGCAGUAA
Ustilago hordei is the source of this 1269-nucleotide messenger RNA. RefSeq names its product putative nucleosome assembly protein I. The record is from RefSeq and is a predicted model, not a curated record. Gene Ontology annotation, molecular function: chromatin binding; histone binding. Gene Ontology annotation, cellular component: chromatin; nucleus. Lineage: Eukaryota; Fungi; Basidiomycota; Ustilaginomycetes; Ustilaginales; Ustilaginaceae. The coding region runs from base 1 to 1269 and encodes 422 amino acids. The transcript has a single exon. Gene Ontology annotation, biological process: nucleosome assembly.